UUCCGGUGAAGAGAGUGACGUUUAAUGACCCGGAAUGGCUUUGUUGACAGACUGUAAAUUCCAAAAGAGAGAAAACGGUGACGGUAGGAAGCAGUCCUAAAAACAACAACAACAACAAGAACAACAAGAAGAAACAGACAGUUGUAAAACAGCGAGGAAUAACCGGAGGCGCAAUCGAAAACGUGCCAAGUGGAUUGCUUGGGAUACCUGACAAGGCUGCCCCAUGCCCCUUUAAGACAUCUGUUUUGUGCUCCGAUCCCAUUGGCCUGUGUCCUAGCAAGAGGUGACCAUGGCAGUCGACAGCCCAGACACGCUGAUGGCGCUGAGUACGGAGUACUGCCUGCGCAACCUGGAAGGCACGCUGUGCUACCUGCUUGACAACGAGACCCUCCGGCUGCACCCAGACAUCUUCUUGCCCAGCGAGAUCUGCGACAAGCUUGUGAACGCGUAUAUGGAGCUCGUUCACACAGACAACAACUUUGAGCCCUACGAGAGCUUCUUCCCACUCUUCUCAGACACUAGGAAUACUCGUCUGACCCGUGUCCACUUGCGGGAGGACACCGUGCAGGAUCAGGACCUGGAGGCCAUCAGGGGUCAGGACUUGAUUGAACUUCACUUGACCAACUGUGAGAAGCUGACUGCCAAGAGCCUGCAGACGCUGUGUAGCUUCCGUGACACUUUGGUGUCUCUUAGCCUUUUUGGUUGUGGCAACAUCUUUUAUGAAGAGGAGAACCCAGGGGGCUCAGAAAGUGAUGAUAUCUUGGUUAACCCCACACGCCAGGUGCUGGUAAAGGACUUCACUUUCCAGGGCUUCAACCGGCUUCGCAUUCUCAAUCUGGGUAGGCUCACUGAGGGGGUGAAUGUGGAGACGCUCCUGCAACCCCUAACAUCGCUCACGUCUCUUGACCUCUCCUGCAUCCAGUUGUACCGAGUAACAUUCCUAACUCAGUGGAAGGACCGACUGUCAUCUUUGGUCCUGUACAACAUGGACCUGUCUGAUGAACACAUCCAGACGAUAGCUCAGUUGGUGCAUCUCAGACACCUGGAUAUAUCCCGUGACCGGCUGUCAAGCUUCUACAAGUUCAAGCUGACCCGUAAGGUGCUAUCCGUGUUUGUCCGCAACUUGAUCCACCUCGUCUCACUGGACAUCUCAGGCCACGUGCUUCUAGAGAACUGCGCCGUCUCUCAGAUUGAGGAGGCUCUGGGACGUCCCAGCAUUGAGCCUUCAAAGAGUAGCAUCUGCCCCUUUCAGGAACUGAAGAGGCCUUUGCAGUUUCUCGGUCUUUUUGAUACAUCGCUCUGUAACUUGACGCACAUCCCCGCCUAUAAGGUCACUGGAUCCAAAAAUGAAGAUCAGAUCCUGAACGCAAUUGAAGCGUACACAGAAUAUCGGCCUGAAAUGGCAUCACGAGCCAUAAACCACUUGUUUGAUAUCGCUCGAAUACAACGCUGUAGCCAACUUCUCCGGGCUCUUCAGCUCGUCAUCUCUGCACUAAAGUGCCAUAAAUAUGAUAAGAGCAUUCAGGUGACGGGCAGUGCUGCACUAUUUUAUCUAACCAACACAGAGUAUCGCACAGAGCAAAGUGUCAAGCUGCGGCGACAGGUCAUCCAGGUUGUGCUUAAUGGCAUGGAAUCAUAUCAGGAGGUCACGGUGCAGAGGAACUGCUGCCUCACAUUGUGCAACUUCAACAUCCCAGAAGAGCUUGAGUUCCAGUAUCGGCGGGUGAAUGAGCUCCUGCUUAAUAUUUUGAAUCAGUCUCGGCAGGACGAGUCCAUCCAGCGCAUUGCAGUGCACCUUUGUAAUGCUUUAGUCUGCCAGGUGGAUAAUGACCACAAAGAAGCCGUUGGCAAGAUGGGUUUCGUAACGACAAUGUUGAAACUAAUUCAGAAGAAACUAGUGGAAAAAACGUGCGACCAAGUAAUGGAGUUCUCCUGGAGCGCCCUCUGGAACAUCACAGAUGAAACUCCUGAUAACUGUGAAAUGUUUCUCAACCAUUCUGGUAUGAAGCUGUUCUUAGAAUGUCUAAAGGAAUUUCCAGACAAGCAAGAGCUUCAUCGGAACAUGCUGGGGCUCCUGGGUAACGUAGCAGAAGUCAAAAAUCUGAGACCCCAGCUUCUGACACCUCAUUUCAUUACUGUUUUCAGCAACCUGCUAGAUAGUAAGGCAGAUGGAAUAGAAGUGUCAUACAAUGCCUGUGGAGUCCUGUCGCACAUCAUGUUUGAUGGACAAGAGGUUUGGGCCAUGGCAGACCCCUUGAGGGAUCAGGUUAUGGACCGGAUGUGGGCUGCUAUUCAGAGCUGGGAUGUCAACUCCAGAAGAAACAUCAACUACAGGUCUUUUGAACCAAUCCUUCGCCUUCUUCCUCAAGACAUUGCACCUGUCAGUCAGCACUGGGCUACCUGGGCUCUUUAUAACCUAAUCUCUGUCUACCCUGACAAGUACUGUCCCCUGCUCAUAAAAGAGAAUGGUAUUGCACUUCUAAAAAGAGUGUUGGAGCUGGAGUCAGCCAGGCAGGAGACCAAGGAAAUGGCCCGGAAAGUCAUAGAGCACUGUAGCAACUUUAAAGACGACAGCAUGGACACUACAAGGUAAAGGAAAUAAAAAAGAAGAUGAAGACGACAACAAAUCUCCCAAGAAAUUAACAGGAGCAAGUAGGAGGGCAAAGAAACCAAGAAACUGCACUCUCCACAGUUCUCGGCCGUGUCUCUUGUCUGUUGUGAAUUGUACACUUGUGAGAGGCUCAUUGGCUUCUCUGCAACAUUGACGGGGAUUGGGGUGGGGUGGGGUGAACUUUGAACCUUUGACACACACAGGUUUGGGGAGGAGUGGAUUUAGUGUUGUACAAACGUAACCUGUACACAUCAUACUUUUUAUCAUUAUUAUUAACAUUUUUAUGGCACAAAACGUACAGAAGCCAUUUUGUAUUUUUUUUUCUUGUAUUGUUAGAAAAAAAACAAAAAACACAAGAGCUUCUAGUAUUUUACACUCAUAUGUUCUUAGGUCUCAAGUAAAAGGCCUUGAAUAAGCUUCAUCAUGGACAUGGGUUCUGAGGCAGACUAUUUAUUCUUCUUUUUUGUUGGAGUGAAUUUCUCAUGGGUAGUUUGCUUUCCCUCCUACAGAUUGUCUUGCUGCCCUGGUGUUUGAUGCACACAAGCCUUUGUUUUCAGCUGCAUGGGCUUAUUUCUCCAUCCUGGGACUUGAGCAUUUUGGUUUGCAAGCCUCCAAGCUGUAGCUGUAAUGCUGGACUGCUGCAAGGCAACUGAAACAAAGACGAUGGCGAUGGCGACAUAAGCACAUGCAUACACACGUUUUGCCUUUAAGCCAGUAUGCAGCCAGUUUGGUUGGAGCUUACGCUGAUGGUGACCAAAUACUUCGUUAUUUUAUUUUGCUGCUUGGCUCUUUCUUGAGUGCUAGAUCAUCGGAGGCCAUCACUCAUGUGGACUCCAGGUUUGUGUUUGUGUCUGUGUCACUCCUCCGCCUCCUCCACAUGAGGCCAUCCCAGUGAACACUGGGGGUGGUUAUUUGGGCACUUUGCGUGGGCUCUGAAGUGGUAGCUCUUUGACUAGAUAGCGCAUUAGCUGCGGGAUCUUUGUUCUCAAUUUGAAUUAAUUUUGCUGCUGCCAUGACCAGGGUUACCAAAAUCGUCAGAAAUUCUGUGAACGUAGAAUCGAUUCUUUGAAACUGAAGAAGUUCUCACAAGCGGCUUUUAUUUUUAUGUUUUUGUGGAUCAGGAACAAGUGAGCUCCAUGAGCACAGUGUGUAUUAAUGCACACACAAAUACGUGAAUGCACGCAUAUAUACAGUACGAAAUACACAGCAUGCUCACAUACACACACACAUUUUCCAUUUAGUGAUUGCCAUCUUAGAUUUGUGUGUGGUUUUGCCUUUUUUAUUUUUGUUUAUUUCCAGAUUGAUUUCCUAUCCAGUAUACACACCCGAGCAGGCGCGCAGCGUAUUCCUGACAAAUCAACAGUUAUUAUUUAUUGGAUCUUUUUCUUCACUGUGAGCUGUGUAAUGCAGAGCAGAAACGUUAUCAUUAUAGAGGGAAUCGGACAGGACAUACUCUGACCUUGGCAUCCAUUUUUUUGCCAGUUUUCUAAGAUCAUUGGUAAGAUUUUUGGUUUACAGUAUAAUAAGCUAAAUAAAUACCUUUGAUUUAGGAAUGUUAAAAAAGAGUUGGGUGAAUGCUUAAUUUCAAGCAGUAGCAUCUCUGCUCUUUCCCUACUUUAAUUUCAGCGAGUUUCUUUUGUUUAUAAAUAAGCUCUAUUUAAAGCAAGUUUUUGUUUGUAUUUUGUAUGCUUGUAAAACUGUAUUUACAGGUUAUGGAAGUUCGGAUGAAUGCUGUUUUUACUAUAAUUUCAUUUGUGAAUGUGUCUAUGUAAAAAUAACCUUUGAGGGAGAGGGAAAUAACCAGUAAAUGGAGUUUUGAUAAAUGCAUAAAUGUAAAACAUUUAAUUGACGUUUUCUCUGUUUUGCUGUAUUUGUUUCAUAACAUCUGAAUGACUAUAAAGAGUUUGAAAUGUG
Molecule: messenger RNA, 4525 nt
Organism: Erpetoichthys calabaricus (reedfish)
Lineage: Eukaryota; Metazoa; Chordata; Cladistia; Polypteriformes; Polypteridae
Gene: zer1
Product: zyg-11 related, cell cycle regulator
Exons: 16
Coding region: 290-2593 (767 amino acids)
Cellular component (GO): Cul2-RING ubiquitin ligase complex
Molecular function (GO): protein binding
Source: RefSeq, a predicted model, not a curated record